Ornithorhynchus anatinus (platypus) is the source of this 1876-nucleotide messenger RNA. RefSeq names its product protein-glutamine gamma-glutamyltransferase 5-like. Gene Ontology annotation, molecular function: protein-glutamine gamma-glutamyltransferase activity. Bases 1 to 1794 code for a protein of 597 amino acids. The record is from RefSeq and is a predicted model, not a curated record. Lineage: Eukaryota; Metazoa; Chordata; Mammalia; Monotremata; Ornithorhynchidae. The transcript is spliced from 12 exons. Gene Ontology annotation, biological process: peptide cross-linking.
AUGGCAGAAGGGCUGGAGGUGAUCCUCACCGACUUCCAGCACUCCCGGAACAGCGCGGAGCACCACACGGAGGAGAUGGGCCCGGGCCGGCUGGUGGUUCGCCGGGGCCAGCCUUUCUCCAUCACGCUGCACUUCGGGAACCGGGGCUUCCGACCGGACGCCGACCGCCUCGUCUUCAUCGCCGACACGGGCCUGAAGCCCGAGAGCCUCCCGGGGACACGAGCCGUCUUCGGCCUGGGGGAGCCGGGCUCCCCGGGGGCCUGGACGGCAGCGGUAGAGGCCGGCAACUCCCGGGCCCUGGAGAUCAGCCUGUGUCCGCCGGCCACGGCAGCGGUGGGUCGGUUCUGCCUGAAGAUCCACAUCGAGACCACGGGCGGCCCGGUCGGGGCCUACCGCCUGGGGACCUUCAUCCUGCUCUUCAACCCGUGGUGUCCAGAGGACGACGUCUACCUGAGCAGUGAGCCGCAGAGACAGGAGUACAUCAUGAAUGACUACGGCUUCAUCUACCAAGGCAACAAGAACUGGAUCUGUCCGGUUCCGUGGAACUACGGGCAGUUCGAUGAGGAGAUACUGGACAUCUGCCUGACGCUGCUGGAUAAGAGUCUGAACUUCCAGGCCGACCCGGUCCGGGAUUUUGCCCUGCGGGGAAACUCGGUGUACGUGAGCAGAGUGGUGUGUGCCAUGAUCAACGGCAACGACGACGGCGGGGUGCUGCAGGGGAACUGGGGCGAGGACUACCGGGACGGCGUCAGCCCCUCCGAGUGGAACGGGAGCGUGGCCAUCCUGAGGCAGUGGCACGCGGCCGGCGGCCAGCCCGUCAGAUACGGCCAGUGCUGGGUCUUCGCCGCCGUUAUGUGCACAGUGAUGCGGUGCUUGGGCAUCCCCACCCGCGUCGUCACCAACUUCGACUCGGGCCACGACACGGACAGAAACCUGAUCAUCGAUGAAUACUACGACCCCAUGGGCCGAAUCCUGGAGGACAAGAAGAAGGACAGCGUCUGGAACUUCCACGUCUGGAACGAGUGCUGGAUGGCCCGCUGGGACCUCCCCCCCGGCCACGGGGGCUGGCAGCUCCUGGACGCCACGCCUCAGGAAACCAGCGACGGCCUGUACUGCUGCGGCCCAGCCUCGGUCGCGGCCAUCAAGGAGGGGGAGGUCGACCUGCCCUACGACACCCCCUUCGCCUUCUCCAUGGUGAACGCCGACCGCACGGCCUGGCUGGUGCACCGGGGCCGGGAGAGAAAGCUUCAUCAGGACGCCCACUCGGUGGGCAACUUCCUCAGCACCAAGGGCGCCCGCAGCGACGAGAGGGAGGACGUCACCGAGAGCUACAAGUACGGAGAAGGCACGGUGCUGCCCUGCACCAUCCCUUACCUCCGGUACCGAGGACACCUGUCCCCCGACAAGCUCAUCCGCCUCAGUGCCCUGGGGGAGGAGAGGAACGGCUCCAAGAAGCUGCUGGUCAACAAGAUCAUCACCCUGGCGCUGCCGGGCAUCACGAUCGACGUGCUGGGGCCCACGGUGGUCGGCCGGCCGGUCUCGGUCGAGGUGAGGUUUGCCAACCCUCUGGAGGAGCCGGCGGGGGACUGCGUGCUGACCCUGGAGGGCGGCGGCUUGUUCAGAAGGCAGGUCGGGGUCACGAUCGGGACCCUGGGCCCGCUGCGGGGGGCUAGCGUCAAGAUACAGCUCGUCCCCUUCAAGAGCGGCCGGAGGCAGAUUCAGGCCAACCUGAGGAGCGACGCGUUUAAGGACGUCAAGGGCUACAAGAGCCUGGAAGUGGCGCCCGGAUCCUAAGCCUCGGGGCGUCCCGGCGUCCGGCCCGUCGGGGGGUGAGACGCCGCCGAGCCGGAGGGGAGGGUCCGGGCCGGCCUGGCCG